AUGCCGCGCAUACAGAAAUCUCUAGACGCCGGAAUUAACAGACCAAUUAUCGCGGGAAAUUCAAAACGUCUUUGUUUUCUAUUGAGCGUUUUGUUUCUAGUGAUCGUUUUGAAAUUUAUUUAUCAAGAAUGGCCAUCAACCAAGAAUUGUCUACUGGAACUGCCGUCGUCUUCAAAAACUUUAUUCCGAACUCCCGAAGACUGUUCCAUGUGUAUCGGAGUCGAUGGUGUGACUAGAUUGACCAAUGUAACACCACUACAAUUUGAAGACAAAUACGCAUACAGCGCCACGCCGGUUAUUGUCACUGAUGCCACCGAAAAAUGGCCAGCGAUGAAGGUGUUCAACUUUAAUUUCUUCUCGCGAUUCUACAGCAAUAAUAACUUAGGUAGACAGACCAACGAUUGUUUUUAUUUCGCCUACAAAUCCGGUCUGAAUUCCCUGCAAGAAGUCUUCAAUAUGGAUGAGAGACGCGCCAAUUUAUCCGGAGAACCGUGGUACGUAGGCUGGAGUACCUGCUUCGAUGAGGAGACCAAGAAACUAAGAUCGUAUUACAAUCGGCCGUAUUUUCUCCCGCGGACGGCUGAGAGCGACACGGUGGACUGGAUUUUUAUGGGCGGACCCGGACAAGGGGCGCAUAUGCAUGUGGACUCUGUAAGACACAUGUCCUGGCAAGCGCAGAUCCGCGGUCGCAAGCAAUGGGAGCUGGCGCCCCCUCCUGAGUGCCUCUACCAUUGCACCUGGAUUCAAUUCACAGUUUCUCCUGGUGAAAUAUUGGUCGUGAACACGAACCGUUGGUAUCACAGGACUACCGUUCUCCCGGGAGACCUCAGCAUCACGAUCGGAGCUGAAUAUGAUUAG
Messenger RNA from Bombyx mandarina (wild silkworm), 858 nucleotides. RefSeq lists its product as uncharacterized. NCBI's taxonomy places the organism in Eukaryota, Metazoa, Arthropoda, Insecta, Lepidoptera, Bombycidae. The record is from RefSeq and is a predicted model, not a curated record. Gene Ontology annotation, molecular function: 2-oxoglutarate-dependent dioxygenase activity.